This is a messenger RNA of Silurus meridionalis, 4054 nucleotides long. RefSeq names its product SAC1 like phosphatidylinositide phosphatase a (gene sacm1la). NCBI's taxonomy places the organism in Eukaryota, Metazoa, Chordata, Actinopteri, Siluriformes, Siluridae. The record is from RefSeq and is a predicted model, not a curated record. Gene Ontology annotation, cellular component: endoplasmic reticulum. Gene Ontology annotation, biological process: phosphatidylinositol dephosphorylation. The transcript is spliced from 20 exons. Gene Ontology annotation, molecular function: phosphatidylinositol-4-phosphate phosphatase activity. Bases 47 to 1807 code for a protein of 586 amino acids.
CUUAGUGACGUCACACUCCCGCGUCACGGUGAACCCGGAAGUAAAGAUGGCGACUGCCUACGAGAGGUUUAAUCUGCACGUGACUCUUGAGAAGUUUUACAUCGAGGCCUGUGACGAUGGCGCGAACGACGUCCUGGUCAUCGACAGGGUUUCCAUGGAGAUGACUCUCACAGAUGGUAUGAAAAUCCCACCAUCAGGCAUCACCAGACCCAUCUGUGGAAUCAUGGGAACUAUACGUCUUGUGGCCGGAAUGUACCUCAUCGUCAUCACCAGGAAGAAGAAAGUAGGUGACCUGUUCGGUCACACGGUGUGGAAGGCGGUGGAGUUCGACCUCAUACCCUACAAGAAGACCAUUUUACACCUCACAGAAAACCAGAUGCAGGACAACAAGACGUUCCUGUCCAUGAUCAACAAUGUCCUGAACACGGACGGCUUCUACUUCUGCACCAACUACGACCUGACACACACACAGCAGCGUCUCGCCAACACCAGCCCCGACUUCCAGGAGAUGAGUCUGCUCGAGAGAGCCGAUCAGAGAUUCGUGUGGAAUGGAAACCUGUUGAGGGACUUUGCCGCACAACCCGAGCUCCACAAAUUCACCUUUCCCGUCAUCCAUGGCUUUAUCGUCAUGAAGCCAUGCUGCAUUAAUGGCAAGGUCUUCGAAUGGAUCCUGAUCUCCCGGAGGAGCUGCUUCCGAGCCGGCGUUCGCUACUACGUUCGAGGGAUCGACUCUGAAGGACACGCGGCAAACUUUGUCGAGACGGAGCAGCUAGUGCAGUAUAAUAACAGCAGAGCUUCCUUUGUGCAGACACGAGGCUCCAUGCCUUUCUUCUGGUCCCAGAGACCCAACCUGAAGUACAAGCCCAAGCCGCAGAUCAGCAGCACCAGCCAUCACCUCGAUGGAUUCCAGAGGCAUUUUGACUCCCAGGUCCUCAUUUAUGGGAAGCAAGUGAUUCUGAAUUUGGUCAAUCAGAAGGGUUCAGAGUUGCCACUUGAGCAGGCCUUUGCCAAACUGGCAAACAACAUGGAUAAUGGAAGCAUCAAGUACAUUGCCUUCGAUUUCCAUAAGGAGUGCAGUAAGAUGAGAUGGCACCGCCUGCAGAUCCUGGUAGACACUGUGGCCGAGAUGCAGGAUGAAUUCGGCUACUUCAUGCUGAACUCGGACAAGAAGGUGGUGUUGGAGCAGAGCGGUACGUUCCGCAGUAACUGCAUGGACUGCCUGGAUCGUACCAAUGUGAUUCAGAGCCUUUUGGCCAGGCGUUCCCUGCAGAGCCAGCUUCAGAGGAUGGGGGUCCUCCAUGCCGGCCAGAAGAUUGAAGAGCAAGCUGAUUUUGAGAAGAUCUACAAGAACGCCUGGGCUGACAACGCUAAUGCAUGUGCUAAACAGUAUGCAGGCACCGGAGCUCUAAAGACCGACUUCACCAGGACUGGGAAAAGGACUCACUGGGGUUUGCUGAUGGACGGCUGGAACUCUAUGAUCCGUUAUUAUAAAAACAACUUCUCAGAUGGCUUCAGACAGGACUCCAUUGACCUUUUCCUCGGCAACUAUUCGGUGGAUGAAUCGGAGACCCUGACACCACUCCAAGUGCAGAAAGACUGGAAGUUUUUCACAUUACCCAUCAUCAUGCUGGUGGCCUUCUCCAUGUGUAUCCUGUGCCUGCUGAUGGCUGGUGACACUUACACAGAGACGCUGGCAUACAUGUUGUUCUGGGGCACAGCCAGCGCUCUCACGGCUGCCGUCAUCCUCUUUAACGGGAAGGAAUUUGUCGACGCACCCAAGCUGGUCCAGAAAGAGAAGAUGGACUGAAUGUCGAUUUUGCACUCCUUAUCUUUUUUUCCUUUUUUUUUUUUCCUUGAUCAUCUUUCUGGAGUCUGUACCAAUCUGCUCUUGUGUGCCGUGUGUCUCUUUUAUUACAGGAUGUAACCUCAUUAACCAUUUGGGAUAAGGGUCCAAUGAUAUUUACACUGUGUUUCAGUUGCAGUUGUGUAACAGGUCCAAGUAUCCACUGAUGUAAGGAAAAAGUCAGUAUGUCCAACAGAAUUAUUUGGGUAUGGAGACUGCUACUAUUUAAAGAAUUUAGAUCCAAUGAUUUGGAUGGGAAUUUGGAAAAUGGCCCAAAUUGUACUGUAUGUAAACAGUAAGUCGUUUCUAAGAGAAGGUUUUAAACCCAUAUACAAUUUUCUCGAUUCAUAAAUUCCUGAGUACUAUUUGGGUUUAUGCGUUCCCGAUCAGACCCAAAAUAUGAAAAACAAUGGACAAUAGCAGAACCUGUAUAUUGAAAGAUUUCUUACAGCAGCGGACUCAGAGCUCUUCACUGGACCAUUCGUUAUAAUUCACAGAGCAAUAUUGAUGUUAUCAAAGUUCUUUUUCCAUUCCACUGUGCAAGAAUUGUUCUAGAUAUACAGUUCACUCUCAGAAACAAAGGUAUCACACUGUAUUUUCCUUGUAAUUCAAGUAAUACCAUGAAGGUUACACCCAACAGCCGGUUUAGCAAGAACACCUGUAGCUGUAUGUUCAUUCAUGCAGGUAUACAAUCAGCCCAAAAAAAGACCUGGUAACGUAUAUAUCCAGACAUCACAUCUCACUUUUUGCUUACUGUAUACUUAGAUUAUUGGACUUCCUGACAGGAAUUGGACCCUAAUAUGAUUUUCUUUUGUUGUUUGCAAAGAGUAGUUAUUUGGUUACCAUAACCUUCCUAUCAGCUUGGGCUCCAUUUUCUUUCUUAUGAGAGAAAUCUGACUCGCAAUAUUCCGUAAACUCCUGUUCCUGAAGAACGCCUGGUACCAAAGUUUUCGAAAUCCCCUGCCUUGUACGUGCAUUAGUUAUACGUGGCCUCGGAGUACAUAACUGCAUGAAGAACCAAGGUGUUCCUAAUAAACUGGCCAGUCGGUGUAUGUUUUUUACUCGAGGAACGUGUAUGUAACGUUUAUUUCCAUCAGCUUCUCGUUGUGGCGGUCCUUUCUCUUCUAAAAGCUAGCAAGUAGGAACUAAUCGGUACCUUUAUUUCUGAAAGUGUACAGCCGUUCCAUGUCUCUAUUUUCUCUUGGGGAGGGGUACUAAGUGUACAGCGGCCAGGCAAGGUGCAGUUCAGUACCCUGUUCAUGUUCAAAUUUCUGUCAAACGAUUCGCAAUACACCGUAACACGCAUUGUUUUACGUCUUUCCUGUUUUUUUUCGCUCUUCUUACAUCAUUCAUGUCUUAUUCAGUUCUCUGGUUAUGGUUCUGGUGCAUGGCAUAAGCUACUAGGUUCUGGCAAAAGAAAAGGAAAAAUAAAGCGUUUUUUUUUUUUUUUCUUUCACAAACAACGACUUGAGUUCGUUCCGUUUUCUCAGCACUUUACUGACGAUUUCCGUUUAUGGAACACGACACUAACAGAUUUAUGGCGCUUGAGCACAUUCCCUAUAAAAGGCUGCAGAGUUCCUAGAGUACAGAAGGUGAUGGUGAAAUUUAAUCAAUGAAGCAGAAGAUUGUGCUUCAUUUCGCUUCCUAUUUAACAGAACGCUUUUGGUUUCAUCGGAAAUCUUUUUUUUUUUUUAUUAAUCCUUAAGGGCACUGAUACUGAAUGUAUUUCUUUUUGGGAUUUUGUCCAAUUUGACUUGGUGUAAUUAAGAAAAGAUUUUCAAGCUUGCUGAUUGGUUACAUUGUAAAGCACACACAAACACACACACACUCACACCAUAAGUCCUAAACUACCAAUUGAAAACGUAACUCGCGUUUAAAUUUUGAGCACAACUUUUGAGAAAUCCUGGACGUCUGUCUAAUUUCUAAACUGUACAUUAGUAUAAUAAAUGCAUUUAUAAUCAUUAUGCAUAUAUAAUGACUCUAUAGCUUGAUCUUAGACUUCUUUGUUGGUGUCACUUGAGAUUUGCAGCUAGAAUACCUACAUUCCCACUGUAAUGAGUCUGAAUAUAGUAUAAUACGUUCACUGUAUUUUUAUUUAUUUUUUUGAUUUCUCGCUGUUCUGGAAAAAAAGACUGUACUGUUAAUCCAUUCCAAGAAAUAUGCCUCAUUUAUCAACUUUGUAAUAAAUUGACUGUUUACUGUGUGUGCAAA